GCCGAAGAUCGGCACAAAUGGCGCCUCCCCGGCCGAAUCCGCGGCUUACUCUGCGGGGAAGACUCAGCGCAUGGCUGAUCAAAGCGAGGACGGAGGGCCCAAAAGCUAAGUGGUUUCAGAGCCUCGGGCGCAGGUAUUUCACCAUUGACUUCGAACGGAAGGUGUUUUUCUACGCCCACGGGGAGUCUCGAAAUGCUCAGGUGUCGGUCUGCAUCCCCUUCAGUGAGAUUCUGGGGGCCCACUUGGGCCAUGACCGGCACAAGGCAAAGCCCGGGAUUUUCCCCUUCACUGUGCGGUCUGUGGGCCGCACGCUCAGGCUUGAAGCUGAGGAGCAGGCGGAGGCCUUCCGUUGGAUCUCCAUGCUCAACGCCGCCCACCGCAUCGGCGCAGAUGCGGACCUCGUGGGCUGCGGCUCCUGGCUGCCGAGCCAAGAGCUCCAAGUGAGCAGCUCCAACGACUGGCUCCCAAGCCACGAGACGCACGAGGCGCACGAGGCGCAGGAGGUCGCUUCCGCAGAGAAGGCCUCCGAGUCAACCGCGGAUGAUGACGGCCAAAGGUCGCCAGAGUCCAAAGCUUCAGAUCUGCAGGACGAGCAGGACACGCCCAGCACGACAGCAAGCCCAGAGCCAGAGGCCAAGAGGUGUUUGCUCCCCUCGGACUUCGGCUUCGAGGACGACUCCGAGUGCACCGAGCCGUGCGACCACGACGAUGGCGAGGAGCCGCCGGACUCGGAGGAUUCCGGCUGCGAAAGCGGCGCCGUGGACUGGUCCCGCACCACCAGGGACUUGCUGCUGCUCCAGCGCGACAAGAGCACCGCCCAGCGGAUGUCGCAGGAUCUGAACUUGCUGCGCGGCACCUUCCGGGGCUCGUGUGGCCGUCGCCCGAUCCUCGAAUGAGGGGAGGGCCAAAGAUUAUAAGAAUUUCCAUCCUGGGCUCGGGAUGCUCGUUUUGCCCAUGGCUUCAUUUAGCGGUCGGCUGCCAUCUAUCAAGCACCCUGGGGGCCACCCUGGCAGUGAUGGC
Molecule: messenger RNA, 1020 nt
Organism: Effrenium voratum
Lineage: Eukaryota; Dinophyceae; Suessiales; Symbiodiniaceae
Source: the annotation of a GenBank genome assembly